AUAUAAAAGACAUUAAAGGGGGGAGCUCUGCUUUAAGUCCAGUCUUGCAUUCGGUCUGGUUCAUCCCCCCGCUGUCUUCUUUGCACAGAACCCGGCCGGCUCCAUCAUGCUGCUUCCAGCGCUGACUCUGCUUCUCUGCUUGGCUCAGCAAACUCUGCAGGGCGGAGUUAAACCGCAAAGUGUGGCUUAUGGGAGACCCCUGGCUGCUGGAGUCAAUGGGGCACUUGGAGCACUCGGGAGCAGAUAUGGAACCAAAGCAAUGAAGACUGGAAUUGGGCGUUAUCCUGCAGCUCACCUUGGCACAGGAGGAUACAGGAAUCUUGGGUUAGGAGGAAGAGGCGCGAUGAGACAGGGUGGAUAUGGAGCCAUGCAGGGAGGAUAUGGAGCCAUGCAGGGAGGAUAUGGAGCCCGGGGAGCCUAUGGAGCCGGUAUGGGGACAGGAAUGGGCCUGGGACCUGGAUUUGCAAACGGACUGGGAAUUAACUUGGGCCAAGGAGGGAAACGCGGAUAUGGCGCCGGCCUUGGCGCUCUUCCAGGAUAUGGAGGUUUUGGAGGAGCUGGCUAUCCUGUCUCUCGUCCAGGUGUGUCGGCAGCAGGAAAUGGUGGACCUGAUGUGGCCGGUCUGGGCCAAGCUGCUCCAGAUCUUAAGAGAGAAAAGAGCACAGCUGUAGGAAACCAGUUCGGCGAUAAAGACAGAAAAAUUGGACCUGAAAUGCCCGGCAUGAGGAGGACCGGUGUUCUCGGUCCCAAUCCUCCUGAGUCACAUUCAGGACUCGAGGUCAAACGCCUCGAUCCGCUCAUUCGGUCUUCAGAUCUUAGACCUGCGGCUCCGCUUGACACACAGCUGGGGAUGCUUGGUCUAGAUGUUUCAGGAGCUCACGGGGUAGGGCCCCUUGGGGCUUUGGUCCCUCGAAGAAAGGGGACAUUAGGUCCUGAAGCCACUCCAGCUCCAGGAGGCAGAAGAGGGCAACUCCCUUUAAGCAAAGACAACAUCAGAACUCUGGGUUCUGCCUAUUCACGGGUACACAGUGCCAAAGACUUUGACCCAUCCAUCCAGCAAAUUCCUAAAGCUAAAAACUGCGGAUCCCCUUUGUCUGAAGUAUUGCAGCAAAAGGAGGGAACUUAUCGACCUCUGACAAAAGACCCCAGAGGCAAUGUCUUCUCUGUUCAGGGGCAGGGAAGCAGAGAUUAUCUACCUUCUCUGGCAGACAGGCAGGAUGCCAAAGGACCACUGGCUAAAAACAAAAACGGUCCAACUGAAACUCAAGGUUGGGACUUUGCUUUAGUUGGAAAAGAGCGUGAUGCUCAUGGCUUUACUGGCGAGGAGGCGAGGCGCCUUUCACAAGCUGAAAGGAUAGAAAGAAAACCAAAAGCUCUCCCUAUCCCAGGACAGGCUGAGAGGAGAACACAGGCAGCAAGUUAUCCGGCUGGAGCAGGAAACUACCUGGGAGCCAGUGUGGGAGCUGGAGGCUACGGAGCAGGUCUGGGGCAGGGGGCUUACCUGGGAGGUGCAGCUGGAAAACAUGGAGGUUAUGGUGACGGAUUAACCGGAUACCUUGGUGCGGUGGCAGGGAAUGGUUUUGGUGGAGAUGCUGGAAAGACUUUGUCUGCAGGUUACGGGAACGGAUUCGGAAACGGUUAUGGCACUGGGCUUGAUUACCCUGCAGAGUUAGCUGUUGGUGCUGAGUACAAAGCAGGAAAGAGUAAAGCGCUGGGCAACGGAGGUUAUGCUGCACCGGUUCAGGGGGCCUUUGGAGCUCUCGGGGCAGGGCUGGAGUCAGCUGGUGGAAAAUACGCAGGAGGAGCAGCUGCUCCGGCUCAUUAUGGAAAUGCUCCGGUGAUUCCUGCUGCUCUGGAGGGUGACGCCGGAUACCCGUAUGCUGCUCAGCAGCUCGGCCUCGCAGCUGAAGGGACCAAAACCGCCAGCAAAUAUGGAGCCACUGAAGGAUUUGGAGCUCAGCAAGCAGGUUUUGGCGUGCAGCUCGGAGCAGCUCAAGAGGCCUUGGGGCAGCAGCAGAGCAAAUAUGGAGGAGUGAAUGGCGGGCUGGGUAAUGGUUACAAAGGCUGAACUCAAAGGAGUGGACCUCUUGACGUGAUCAACAGCCCAGUGUGAUGCUUUUUACCUGUUCGUAUGUGUUUUAGUCUAGUUUGUCUUUGUCUUUUUAGCUUGUAUUUCUUUGUACGUCCAUGUUUGACACCAUUUUUGUUGUUUGCUAAAAGAAAAGAAUGAAUUUAAAUCCUCUGGUGCCCCACCGGCUCUUUUCUGUCAGAGCAGGUGGUGAUUUUUGAACAGAAAUGAAGACACGAAUGGAAAAAAAAAGUUUGUCAUUAUUGUCAUUUUCUGUUCUGAACCAAUAAAUUAAAUUACAAAAUUAUGUUAGACCAGUGGUGUCACAGUUUUCAUGAAGAUGCAACCCUGUGUUUGUCAUAAACAGUAAAAAAA
Messenger RNA from Oryzias latipes (Japanese medaka), 2443 nucleotides. RefSeq lists its product as uncharacterized. The record is from RefSeq and is a predicted model, not a curated record. Lineage: Eukaryota; Metazoa; Chordata; Actinopteri; Beloniformes; Adrianichthyidae.